AUGAACCGCACUUCGAUGAGUCUCUUGAGGAGCUCAAAAUACCUGGCAAGGAACGGCGCAUCCAUAUCGCAACGACGAUUUGCAUCCUCAGAAACUCCUUCACCUACUCGCACCUUCUACAAAACUUUCACUCGCCCUAUCGCAAAAACUCUCCUGAUGGCAACUUUCAUAUAUCAAUUGACCUAUUGGGGCUGGGUGAAAUUGGAGAAGGAUGAAUUGAAAGCAGGCAAACGUAGGGAAAUAAAGGAACUCGAGGAGGAAUUGGAGAAAAUCAGUGGAGGCGCUAUCAAGGGCGAAGAUGUGAAAGUCAAAGGUAUCUAAGGAGAGUUGGUGAUACCUAUGCGCGGG
Molecule: messenger RNA, 348 nt
Organism: Botrytis fragariae
Lineage: Eukaryota; Fungi; Ascomycota; Leotiomycetes; Helotiales; Sclerotiniaceae
Exons: 2
Coding region: 1-321 (106 amino acids)
Source: RefSeq, a predicted model, not a curated record